Pieris rapae (cabbage white) is the source of this 4111-nucleotide messenger RNA. RefSeq lists its product as uncharacterized. Gene Ontology annotation, molecular function: zinc ion binding; nucleic acid binding. NCBI's taxonomy places the organism in Eukaryota, Metazoa, Arthropoda, Insecta, Lepidoptera, Pieridae. The transcript has 3 exons. The record is from RefSeq and is a predicted model, not a curated record. Gene Ontology annotation, cellular component: nucleus. The coding region runs from base 613 to 3087 and encodes 824 amino acids.
UUUUGGUAGUCAACGGUCAAUUAAUGAAAAAAAACCUCUCUCAUUAUUGUCUACGGUCAGGAAUUCCCCCAAAAAUAUUUUUUUUCACAUAAUCUCACAAGUAAUAAUAGUAAUUGUAAACCUUUAGCUACAAAGCUAACUUGUGCAAACUGCAAAAGAAAAGUUCAUAUUUUGAAAACUAAAACAAAAUUAAUAAAAAUAUCUGUAAUAUUGAUAAAUCUAUACAUAAUGGUUUUCGGGGAUGUUUUUUUUUAUUAUUUUACCUUGUAGGUGGAUAAUUGUCUUAUAGUUGGUAGCACUGAAGACAAAAGAUUAAAGAAAUAAAGAUUUUAAAUUAUAUGAAUAAUAUUUUACAUUGUUAAACAGUGAUUCGUGGUGGAUUGUUUAGUCAUUAGUGAAAUAAGUGAAUUAACUGGGUAUAACCUAAUUGACUGACUACUGGAACUGCUGCUUAUGUGCCUAGUAUUAUCUGAUCUAUGUAACUAUAAAACUACAAGUUUGUUGAACGAAAUAAAUGAAAUAGGUACAUUAUUUGUUUAAUGGUAAAUAUUGUGUUAUCGACUAUCGUUGCCAAUAAAAACAGUGAUCAGUGAACAGUGAUCCUCGUAUAGAAUGGAAAGAAUAUCAAGAUACGAAUUACAACUAGAUGCAAUGGACUUCAAUUACUUACCCAUAUCAUUUUCAAGAGAUUUCACCAAAACAGCUCCUAUAUGGAGUUUUGGAUCUGAUAGUAAUGAGUACUUUGAAUUUGAAAUCCGAAAAAAAGUUGAUGACAAUACACAAGGUUCUAUUAUUAAAGCAACAUGUCACAUUUGUGCCAUAGAAGUACCAAAAUUAUUCUUUAAUGACCACUGUAAAAGUAAAAGACAUAACAUUAAUAAAUGCAUAGCAGAAAUAGCAUUAGAUCGUAUGAAAAAACAUUUACAGAACAAAGAAGACUAUGAAAUUACGAAUGAUGUAUGUGAAACAUACUUCUGUCCUGAAUGUGAUUUAACUGUCUCACAAAAAGACCAAAAGUCACAUGAAAACCUUCAAUCUCAUAAAUAUUUAGCUAUGUUUGACAAUUUAUUAGAAAACCUCUACAAAAUUUAUGCAAAUGAAAGUGAUACAAAGAAUAGACAUGAUGAAGCAGAUAUUUCACAUAUACCAAACAAAAUUGAUGGCAUUAAGCUGGACUGGGAUUCUAAUGAUUCAAUACAAUAUGUUAGUAAUAAAAAACAGCCUGAAGACCCUAAUGUGAGUUUAGAUAGUUCAAAAUUAAACAGAUAUUCAAUUUUGGACCUUGAAAGAUUGGAUGUUGAAUGUGAUUCUUCCAACUCGUCCAUUUCAAAAACUAUUAUAGGUAAAACAAAUAAUAUUUUUAAAAGUAAAGAAUUAGUUUCUGAAGAAAGUGACUCCAAAUCUAAUUUUACAUCUAUUCUAUUUGACAAGGCUUCUGUUGUGAAUAAAGAGCUUUCUGAUUACAUUUCGGUUGAUGGUGAAAACUUUAAUUGUAAUGUAUGUUAUUCAACUUUCAAUAAAAAUUCAUUAAACUCACACAUAAAUGGAUCAAGACAUAAAAUGAACAUGGUAUCUAGUGUACAUUAUAUGAUGAAGGAAUCUGGAAAUGAUUUGUAUUGCAUUGUUUGUUGCAAUAUUAUAGAAAAUUCAGUUAAGUCAGCAAGGGACCACUGUAAGGGAUCAAACCAUACAAUGUUAUAUAAAAAAAAUCUGAAAGAAAAUGGAAUCAGACUCACAAGAUCUCGAAUUUUUUGUGAAUUAUGUGACAAAACUAUUCCUAAAAGAAAUGAAUUUGUCCAUAUUUUUGGUUGUAAGCAACAUCAUAAAAAAAGGUCUAAUUACUCAUUUUGCAGUGUUUGUGAUAUAUUAAUACCAAAUAAUGAAGUCAAAAAUCAUGAUGAUUCUGAUUUACAUAAAACUAAAGUAGAGUGUAAACAGGACAAAUUUAUAAAUGGUAUUGAUAAAGCCAUAAUGAAUAAUAAAAGAAAUGCUGAAACUAUUGACAACCCUUCUUCAAAUGAAACUAAGACUAGUGAACCAUAUUUCUGUGUGAUAUGUCUAGUUAAUGUACCUAACACUCCAAAUAAUAUAGAGAUGCACAAUAAUGGAGCUUCACAUAAGAAGAAGGCUCAACAGUAUUCAGAAAUAAUAGUUGUUCCGGAAUCAUUUGUGAAAAGUGAACCAAAUGAAACCAAGGGUUUAAUAUACUACUGUGACAUAUGUCAAUGCAGCUUACUUAAUGACAGCAACAUGAUACUUCAACACAAUAUUGGAGCAUCUCAUUUAAAGAAGUUAAAAAAAUUGCAGGAAUUACCUACAACAAAAGAACUGCCAACCCCAAAAGAAGGAGAGAAAAAAACCGAAAUUGUUUGUAAAGUGUGCAAAGUAAAACUUCCUAAUACUAAAACAAAUAUAAGUGAACAUGGCAAGGGUAAAGUACAUUUAAACAAUUAUAAACUUACUUUAGAAUCAGAAAAUAUAGUUUCCGAUGAUAACAAACAUUACUGUCAAGCAUGUAAUGUAUAUAUAGAGAAUCCUUUAAAACAUAUUGAAGAAAAAAGUCAUAAAAAUAAAAAUAAACUACAUAUCAAAAAUCUUUCAAUUAAACCAACACUAAAUGUAGACCAAACCACAAACCAACUAUCAGUUACUGAGGCACAUGUUGCAGAAGAAUCAAUAUUGGUUACAACAGAUUCAACAAAAGACCAAAACUGUUCUGUGUCUGAUCUAAAGGCGCAAGACCUAAUUCCAUCAAUUCCUGGUUGUAAUAAUGUAUACAAUGAAAAUAUUUCUGACCUUGAAAAGAUAGAUUCAAGUCCAACCCACACAGCUUCUGACAAAAGUACCCUUAUAGAGCAUGACAUUAAUAAACCUCCAUUAAAAACCAAAGAAAGCAAUACUGAAAUUAGUUCUUUAAAAGAAAAGCUUAAUGUUCGACAAGAUGAUGAAAAGUUAUUAAAAAAUGAAUGGAUCACUAUACUUGAUGGAGAAUAUUAUUGCAAAAUAUGUAGUACUUCUUUGCAAAAUGUUAAAAAGCAUAUAAGUGACAGAAUGCAUCAAUAUCUUCAUCCAAGAUUUCCAUAUUAACAUUUUUUUAAUAUAGAAAUCUUGUUAAUUUCCAUGACUGUGUGCUUAUAUUAUAGUCAACUUAGAGAUAUCUUAAUGUUUAAAAUACAUCAUUCAAAUUUUAAAAAAAUUGACGGCAAUCCAAAUUGUUGAUUGGUUCUUUUUUUAAUAUUUCUAUAUUUAUUGAGACCUAAAGAAAAUAUAUCCACAUAUUUAAAAUUACGGUUUGAAAGUUUUUAGUUUGUAUUUUCCUAGUUCUAUGUGAACUCGCUGCUCUGACGUUACUUCACAACUCUACAUGUAUAUCCUAUAUUCUUUGAAAACAUGCAAGUAGGACUUCUUUAAAUAAAGUGAUCAGUUCAUUUUUUUUUAAUAAUUUCCAAUCAGUUCUUAGGUACGUUCCAACUUCCAAAGAGCAUUCGCCAUGCAGGGGCAGUGACUAAUUUACUAGUAUGGUUAUAGAUAUUACACUUCCCUUGACCAUUCGAUUUUCGUAACAUCAGAUAAACUAGUACCAAAUUUUGCCAUAAAAUUAAAAAAAAAAGUACCAAAUUCGCUUUUGUAUGAUUGUAUCGUUAAAAAAGGAUUUUCUCGUUUUAGACAACAUUAAUAGGCUUGUUUUGCAACGUUCAUUAUAUUAUUAUUCGUUGCACGUUUAUCGUUAUUGAUAUACUUUUCUCUAAAGGAAAGUAUCCCCUUUAUGAUCAGCUAUUGCUUAUAUUGUUAAUUAUAUCUAACAAGUGUUACAGACUACAGUAAUGCUAGAAUGGUGCGCUAUGUUGACGUCAUGAUAUUUUUUCUGGAUCUAUAAUUAUUGUUGUUUUAGAACUGGAUAAAGUGUGUCAAACAAGUGAUUCUUGACGAUGCUAUACGGUCGUAAAGGUAUAAGUCUAAAGGUAUAAAAGUAUAAAUUAUCACAUUUUAUUGGUGUAGUUCUCAUUAUUCAACUAUGUAAAAUUGUGUAAGUGCCUGAAAUUAUGUUUAUUGAUAGACAGUUAAGCUGAAUUUAUAUUGUGUUUUGACAAUAAAAUUUUUUACUUGUUAA